This is a messenger RNA of Guillardia theta CCMP2712, 324 nucleotides long. RefSeq lists its product as hypothetical. The transcript has a single exon. The coding region runs from base 1 to 324 and encodes 107 amino acids. The record is from RefSeq and is a predicted model, not a curated record. Lineage: Eukaryota; Cryptophyceae; Pyrenomonadales; Geminigeraceae.
AUGUCCCAGUCGCUUAUCCUGCUCGCACUGUUCGUCCUUGUCCUCGUCGCUUCGUGCGUCCUGGCUGAUGUUGCCUCUGUUCCUGCCAUGAAGCCGCGCUCAUGCGCCCUCAACUUCGUCGCAACCCCCGCCAAAUUUUCACUUCCACUCAGAACCACGACAGUUCGCAUGGCGAAGGAGUCGGAGUCAGGAAUUGCUCCCAGGAAUGAUGAGAAGGACAAGAAGAGCGAGAACAGCAAGAUUGUCUCUCGGAAUAUUCAGAGUGUGAUCAAGAAAGUGCAGGCUUCCCCUUCCGUUCUGAUGGGAAAGAAGAUGAAGAAGUAA